CAAGAGAAUAAAUUAAUUAAAUUCAAUUUAAUUAUUUACAGUCGCAGUGUGUUUGAGUGUUGUUAUAGUUGCGUCCUUCUUAGUUGCUGUUUGUGUAAAUAAUGUUGUCAGUUGUGUUUUGUCAGUUUUGAAACGUGAAAAAAAGUUAAAAAUGGCAGCUGAAAUAAAACCAGCAACACAAUCAAAUGACCGAUUUUCGACAACGAAUAAACCAUCACUAGUAGCAAAAUUAGAAGGUUGCAAUGAUGAAAUUAAUGCGGCGGUUUUCAUACCGAAAGAAGAAGGAGUUAUCACUGUAUCUGAUGAUAAAGCUGUUAGAGUAUGGUUAAAAAGAGAUUCUGGUCUGUAUUGGCCAAGUAUUUGCCACCACAUGCCAAGUGGGGCAACAUCUGUUUAUUACACUAAAGAAACAAGACAGUUGUUUAUAGGUCAGGAUAAUGGAACUGUUUCAGAAUAUAUACUUGCACCAGAUUUUAAUCGCAUGAAUCUAACUAGAGAAUACUUGGCACAUCAGGCCAGGGUCACUGAUCUUCUUUAUGCUUUAGAUAAUGAGUGGAUUUUAAGUGCAAGUAGAGACAAAUCUUUCUCUUUUAACUGCACUCAAACUGGGAAGAACAUUGGAACUUACACAGUAGAAGCAUGGUGUACUUCAUUGCAAUUUGAUGUUGACACAAAACACGCUUUUAUUGGAGAUUGGGCUGGUCAUAUAACUAUGUUGAAGUUAGAUAAUUCGGGGGCGAAGCUAGUUACAGUAUUGAAAGGUCAUUCGGGCUCCAUUCGUACUUUGGCUUGGGAUUGUGAAAGAGAAACACUCUUUAGUGGAUCCUUUGAUCAAACAAUCAUAGUAUGGGAUAUUGGCGGAGGAGAGGGCACCGCAUAUGAAUUGCAAGGGCACCAUGGAAAGGUCUCUGCCCUUUGUUUCCUGCGUUCCACAAAUUAUUUACUUAGCGGUGGAGAAGACAACGUGUUAGUAUUCUGGGACAUGGAAAAAGCAAGGCAAGAGACGCCUGAAUGGGUAGAGUCUGAUUCAUGCCAGUUGUGUAAUAGACCAUUUUUUUGGAAUUUGCGUGCCAUGAUGGACCAGCGACAAUUAGGACUACGACAACACCAUUGCCGUCACUGUGGAAAGGCCGUUUGCGACAAGUGUUCCUCUGGUAGAUUAACAAUACCAUCUAUGGGUUUUGAAUUUGCUGUCAGGGUCUGCGAUCCGUGUCAUAUUGCGUUACGUGAUAAAGAGCGUCCUUCUUUAGCAACAUUUCACGAUGCUAAACAUAGCAUAGUGUACAUGAACGUCGACGAAUGUAGUAGACAUUUAUUGACAGUAGGACAGGAUCGAUUAAUAAAAAUUUGGGAUAUUUCUGCACUUUUCAAUGUAGACUUCUAAAUCUUACAGAAGUUCUUAAUCCUACUGGAAUGUGAUUUGUACACGAC
Agrilus planipennis (emerald ash borer) is the source of this 1431-nucleotide messenger RNA. It is a transcript of the gene Wdfy2, whose product is annotated as WD repeat and FYVE domain-containing protein 2. Lineage: Eukaryota; Metazoa; Arthropoda; Insecta; Coleoptera; Buprestidae. The coding region runs from base 152 to 1384 and encodes 410 amino acids. Gene Ontology annotation, molecular function: metal ion binding; protein binding. The transcript has 5 exons. The record is from RefSeq and is a predicted model, not a curated record.